UGUCUGUAGGGAAACCCCGCCCUAUUUUACCUUACAUGGCUAUUGUAGGGUGUCUUGAUUGACAGCGUGUAGCAGCUGCUCAGCUGCCAAGACAUGGCGGAGGGUGCAGUUUGAGUGGGGGACGCACAGAGAGUUACUGUAGUUUUGUAUCAGUUGAGGUGCCACGGAGCAUUAUCAAUGGCCAAGAGCAAACCGUAAACAAGCCUGGCCGUGCUCUCAGUUAAACUGCAGGAGAAAAUGGACGAAGUUGCGAGACGUAAGUAAGCUGGGGAAAUGUAUCGCUGUUCAGUGCUGUCAACAGCCUUGGGCAACAAAUAUGGCUUCUUGUGCCUUUUUGUGUAUAUACUAAAAAUCUGGCGCGCUGUGCCAUUCUAUACAAUGGCUGAGGUGUCGGAAAUCCACAAGUGACCGGAAAGAAGAAAGUUCUUGCUUCGUUAUCGGUUCGUUUUAAAAUUAGAGGCGAGGCUAGGGUUGCUAUCGAUAGCACGCUAGCUGCUUAGCCAAGGAACUACACGAACUGCAAUGGAGCCAAAGCACAAAGAGUUGUUAGACCAAUGCCACCAGAACUUACUAAAGUCCAUCACCGACGCGGACAGGUUGAUAGAGUUACUGACUAAAUCCGGUACUCUCAGCCAACGGGAUAGGUACGAGUUGGAUCAGAACUGCUCAUCUAGCACCGAGAAAGUGGAACAGCUUUUGAAGAUGCUGAUGAACAAGGAGAGUGACCAUUUCCUGGACCUGUGCGUGGCACUGGAGAAGACCUACCCUCACCUGUACUCUGCCCUCUUCACCAAUGGGGGUGGACCUGCCGUGGACCAUUCUGGGUCCACCAACAGUGUGCUGUCCACCAUGCCAUCCGACUCGGAGAGCAGCAGUUCCCUUAGUAGCGUGGAUACGCCGCCGCCAUCGCUGCCAUCGUGUAAAGCCUCGUCUCCUCCGCCCGCCCUCAAUGACAACCGGCAGCCCAGCGAGAGCCUGGACACGGUCCUGUUCCAGCUGAGGCAGGUGACCCGCGAGCGGGACGAGCUACGCAAGCGCCUGGCCCUCUCCUCCCCUGGCACCACCUUCGACGACUGCAGGCCCAAUUCCAAAGCGAGCCAUGACUACGAGCGGCUAAAGGCCCAGUGCAUGAAGGCCAUGGGCGACCUGCAGGCCCUGCAGAACCAACACACCAAGACCCUCAAGCGCUGUGAGGAAGCCGCCAAGGAGGCCGACUUCUACCACAUGCUGCACAGUCGUGUGCUGAGCGAGCAGGCGCAGCUGAAGGAGGAGCUGGAGCUGGUGAAGAGGGAGAACGGGGCGCUGGUGCGCGAACACAACCACCUGCAGCAGAGCUGCGAGGAGCUCAAGAGGCUGCACUCAGAGGACCAGAAGGAGGUGGCCGAUAUGAGACUGCAGCAGCAACAGGUCAUGCGUGAGAACGGCUCUUCAGAGGUGCUGAAUAAGCUGUACGACACGGCCAUGGACAAGCUGGAGGCGCUGAGGAAGGAGUACGACGGCCUGAGCCAGCGCUACGGCGAGCUGAUGGCCAGCCACAACACGGACACAGGCCGCCUGGAGCAGAGCGAGGAGGAGCGCCGACGGCUGCAGAAGCAGAUGGACGCCCUGAUGAAGCAGCGCGACACGGCCAUCCACUACCAGCAGCAGUGCUCCACCUCCAUGAGAAGGUUCGACUCGAUGCAGCAGGAGCUGAACAAGUCGUCAUCCCAGAACAAGGAGCUGCAGCGGGAGAUGGAGCGACUGCAGGCGGAGGUCACGCGCUGCAAGAACUUCCAGCUGAAGGCCGCCAAAGACGUGGAGAAGUUCAAGGAAGAGCGUGACUCUGUCUUCAACGAGUACCGGCUCAUUAUGAGCGAGCGCGACCAGAUGAUCAAGGAGGGGGAGAAGCUGCAGACGGAGCUGGAGGCGGCGCAGGCACGGCUGAAGAACACCUCCUCCGAGAGGAUGGUGGCCAGCGAGGAGCUGGAGGCCCUCAGACAGGAGCUGAACUCGUCGCUGGUGGAGCGCGACCGGGCGAUCUGCGAGCGUAACGAGCUGCUGGAGAAGUACUGUUACGAGGUGAAGGACAAGGCGGAGGCCCAGAAGGAGCUGAGCCAGGCCUGCAAGGACAUCGAGACGGUGCGCGAGGAGAGAGAUGUGGCCCGCAAGGAGCGCACCGAGGCCAUCAUCCAGCGAGACCAGCUGCUCAGGGAGUACUACCAGGCGCGACAGAAACAGGACUCGGCCACCCUGGACAUGGAGCGGGCCACCAAGGAGAUAGACAUGCUGCGCAAGCAGUGCGAGGCCAUGAGCCAGGAGCUGAAGGAGGCGGCGCAGGAGGCUGAGGUGGCCAAGUGCCGCCGGGACUGGGCCUUCCAGGAGCGCGACAAGAUCGUGGCCGAGAGAGAGAGCAUACGGACCCUGUGUGAUAACCUACGCAGAGAGAGAGACCGCGCCGUCAGUGACCUUGCCGAUGCCCUCCGCAACCUGGACGACAUGAGGAAGCAGAAGAACGACAUCUGCAGGGAGCUCAAGGAGCUGAAAGAGAAGGUGGAGAGCCAGCUGGACAAGGAGGCUCACUUCUGCCAGCUGAUGGCUCACAACUCCCACGACUCGGCCAUCGACACCGACUCCCUGGAGUGGGAGACUGAGGUGGUGGAGUUCGAGAAGGACCGGGAUGACAUGGACCUCAAGGCCCUUGGGUUUGACAUCGCCGAGGGGAUAAACGAUCCCUACAUACCGGGAGACUGCGGGAUAUUUGUGACGAGGGUGGACAAGGGAAGCAUCGCCGACGGGAGGCUAAGGGUGAACGACUGGCUGCUGAAGAUCAACGACGUGGACCUGGUCAACAAGGACAGGAAGCAGGCGGUGAAGGUGGUGCUGGCGGCCGGCGGCCUGCUCAACAUGCUGGUGCGGCGCAGGAAGUCCCUGGGAGGACGUCUGGUCACCCCCGUGCACAUCAAUCUCGCCGGACACAAGGACUGUGGUAUCGUGCUGGAAGGUGGUGUGUAUGUGACCAAUAUCGUGUCGGGGAGUCCGGCUGCACGGGAGGGUUCCCUGACUGCAGGAGACCGCCUCAUCGCUAUAAAUGGCAUCGCGCUAGAUAACAAAUCACUGACUGAAUGCGAGGCUUUGCUGAGGAGCUGCAGGGACUCACUCAGUCUCUCCCUCAUGAAGUUCUUUCCCCAGAGCUCCUCCGGUCAAAACAUCUUUGAGAGCCUGCGGGAGGUGGAGAAGUGCGGCGGCGGGCGUCCGCUCGAGGUGCACUCACGCAACAGCCGCAACCUCAAGCACAACAGCAGCUCCACGCAGACCGACAUCUACAGCGGCGGCGGCGAGGGGUUGAGCGUGAAUGCCAUCAACGCCAACCACCGAUCGAAGACGCCGCGGCCCGACGGCGGCGACGAGAUGAUGAUGCCUCCUUUCCCGCCUCCCCCGCCCUUCCCGUCGGAGAGCCGUAACAGCAAGGCGGCCUUCACCUCCUCCAACACGGUGCACCCCAACCAGCUGCGGCCGUCCUCGGAGCUGGGCCUGCCGCGCUACCCCAGCGCCUUCCAGGAGUGCUGCUACGCCCCCCACCUGGAGCCCAGCGGCCCCGCCUCCUCCGACUGCGUCACCCUGGAGACCACGCUGGAGCGCAGCGGCAAACACAGCGGCGGCACCUGGCCCAAGAUGGUGGUGGCCGCCGGCAGCCCCCUCACCGUCUCGUCCGACGCCCCCCCGGCCCAGCUGUCCAUCUUCAAGUCGCCCAAGCAGAGGAAGCCCAUUUUCGACGAGGUCUUCAAGUGCUCCUCGCCCAUCGUGGACAUGACCACCUCCUCCGCCUCCAGGCUGGACUUCCGGGCCACCUCCCCUCCCCUGCCCCUGCUCCCGCUGCCCCUGCCCUUGCCUUUGCCUCCGCCACCCCCUCCCCCAGUAGCCUCGCUAACCUCCAUCCACUCCCCGCAGCCCUCCAAGCUGGAGCCGCCUCCCCUGCCCCCCAUGCCGCCCACCCGCAACGACUCCUUCAAGUUCAAGCACAAGCCUCAGGGGAGCUCGGCCUCCGACUCCACCAUCACGGAGGCCUCCAAGGCGGGGGAUGAGCGCUGCCUCAGCCUCAGCCUGAGCAUCAGCGGCGGCGGUGGUGGCGGUGGCGGUCUGCACAGCUUCAGCGAGGCCAAGCCCCUGGCGUCGCGCAAGUCUUGUGAGGAGGACAUUGGGCGGCAGAGGGCCGAGGAGCCGGAGGUGAAGCGGCCGAGGCCCAAGUCCGCGCCGGCGCUGCGCCGCAGGAUGACGCCCCAGACCAUCGCCCUGCCCAGCUAUCAGAGCUACUCCUGUGAUGACCACUCCCCCAACCGGCACCGGCACAGUGUUGGCUUUAUGCCCACCAUCUACGGCAAUGGCACUCUCCCUCCCAACUCGGUACAUCGCGGGAUGGCUCCGUGCCCGGCCAUCACGGCCGUCAUGAGGAACCCGGUCUACACAGUGCGAAGCCACCGGGUCCACACCAGUAACUGCUCCUCAGUGGCCAGCCAAAUCAGCCAGCAGCAGCAGCAGCAGCAGCAGCAGCACUCACAUCCCAGUCCCCAGCACCAAGGGCGUCUGAGCCUGGACCUGAGCCAGAGCCGAGAGAGGCCGAGUGGCCACUCGCUCCCGGCAGAGCCCUCGGAGUCUUCGACCCGCAGCAGCCGAUCCUCCUCCUCCCACGGCACCAACUCCCUCCCCUCCAGCGCACGCCUCGGUUCAGCAAAUAAUGUCCAGUAUCGCACUGAAAGGAUAAAGAUCCCAUCCACCCCCAGAUACCCGCGCUCCAUGCUUGGGUCUGACCGAGGCUCCCUGUCCCACUCGGAGUGUAGCAGUCCCAGCCUGAUCACACCGCCGCUCUCCCCCCUCAACCUGGAGACCUCAUCCUUCACCAGCAGCCAGUCACAGGGCUCCAUCGCCACCCUGCCCCGCAUCUCCGUCAGCCCCGUGCCCACCAUGGAACGACGGAAAGACCGGCCGUACCUGGAGGAGCCGCGGAACGUGAUCGUGACCAAGGGCACCGAGCCCCUGGGCAUCUCCAUCGUCGGCGGCGACAACGGCGGCAUCUUCGUCUCCAAGGUGACCAGCAACAGCAUCGCGCAGCAGGCGGGGCUGGAGUAUGGGGACCAGCUGCUGGAGUAUAAUGGCAUUAAUCUGCGUAACGCCACGGAGCAGCAGGCGCGGCUCAUCAUUGGCCAGCAGUGUGACACCAUCACCAUCAUGGCCCAGUACAACCCUCACAUGCACCAGCUGGGCAGUCACUCCCGCUCCAGCUCUCGUCUGGAGCCCAUCAACACGCAGCCGUCAUCGGUGGUGGUGCCCCAGGGCAGCGGUGCCACCACCCCCGACAACCACUCCACCAUCGACACCCUGAGCGAGCAGGACGAGGGCACGCUCACGCCCUCCUCCAAACACACCACCCCCACCACCAGCCCCCACACCCACGUCAGGAUGUCGUCGGAUGUUUCCAGAAAGAUUCCGGAGCCGCGGGUGGUGACGGUGUGGCGGGGGCAGGCGGACCUCGGGGUACAGAUCGUCGGGGGUCUCCUGAAGGGAGUCUUUGUGGAGGGGCUGGAGGACGACAGUCCGGCAGCACACGGCCCAGACGGGCUCAUGGCUGGAGACAUGCUUCUAGAGUACUGUUCGGUGUCCAUGAAGAACAAGACGGCCGAGGAGGCCUACCUGGAGAUGCUGAAGCCGGCCGAGAGUGUUACCUUCAAAGUCCAGCAGCGCCUGGACCUGUUCAACGCACUAAAAGACACUCCCGGAGAAGGAUUCUAUAUCAGAGCACUUUAUGAUCGGACAGGGGAGUCGGAGCUGGACCUGUCGUUUAAAAAGGAUGACAUCCUCUACGUGGAUGACACACUACCAAAGGGCAACUUUGGCACUUGGAUGGCCUGGCAACUUGACGAAAAUGCACAAACCAUGCAACGGGGUCAGAUCCCCAGUAAAUACAUGAUGGAUCAGGAGUUCUAUCGCAGACACAGUAUGACUGACAUGAAGGAUGAGAACGGCUCGAGUAAAACUCUGUCGGCGGCGGCCAGGCGCUCCUUCUUCCGGCGAAAGCAGAAGCACAAGCGCAGCAGCUCCAAAGAUGGCAAGGAGCCAGUGGCCCUGGACGCCAUCAGCACUGACUCCAUCCCAUUUCUGGAGGACUAUGUGAGCCUGGCCUACCAGCGGGUCCAGAAGGUGGAGUGUGCCUCUCCCCGGCCCGUUCUCAUCCUGGGGCCGCUGCUGGACCCAGUCAAGGACAUGCUGGUCAAAGAGUCUCCGGGGAAAUUCUGCAGAUGCGUGCUUGAGGUUAUGAAGGCGUCUCAGCAAGCGAUUGAGCGCGGUGUCAAAGACUGCCUGUUCAUCGACUACAAGAGGCGUAGCGGCCACUUUGAUGUGACCACCGUGGCCUCCAUUAAGGAAAUGACAGAGAAGGACUCUCACUGUUUGCUUGACAUUGCACCUCACGCCAUCGAGCGGCUUCACAACGUUCACAUAUAUCCAAUCGUCAUUUUCAUUCGCUACAAAAAUGCAAAGCAGAUAAAGGAACAAAAGGAUCCAGUGUAUCUGCGGGAUAAAGUCUCUCAAAAACAUUCCAAGGAGCAGUUUGAAGUCGCACAGAAGGUUGAGCAGGAGUAUAGCAAAUUCUUUACAGGUAUUGUCCAAGGAGGCACUCUGCCCUACAUUUGCACUCAGAUCACAACUAUAGUUGAUCAGGAACAGAGCAAAGUUCUGUGGACUCCUCUGGGCCCCACGUAGAGCUCUGAGAAGGCCCUGGAGGCUCCCUGCCUUUCAUCUGUGGUCACACGCGCACGCACGCACACACACACACACACUACACACUACACACUACACAAACACUGUCUCAAAUCCACAUAUGUGCACAGACUCUUAAAAAAUAUAUACAUUCUUUAAAAAAAGGUACACUAAAACCAACACUACAUUUA
Messenger RNA from Engraulis encrasicolus (European anchovy), 6920 nucleotides. It is a transcript of the gene dlg5a, whose product is annotated as discs, large homolog 5a (Drosophila). Gene Ontology annotation, biological process: regulation of apoptotic process; negative regulation of hippo signaling. The transcript has 35 exons. NCBI's taxonomy places the organism in Eukaryota, Metazoa, Chordata, Actinopteri, Clupeiformes, Engraulidae. Gene Ontology annotation, cellular component: plasma membrane. Bases 523 to 6732 code for a protein of 2069 amino acids. Gene Ontology annotation, molecular function: protein binding. The record is from RefSeq and is a predicted model, not a curated record.